Messenger RNA from Closterium sp. NIES-67, 1246 nucleotides. NCBI's taxonomy places the organism in Eukaryota, Viridiplantae, Streptophyta, Zygnematophyceae, Desmidiales, Closteriaceae. The record is from the annotation of a GenBank genome assembly.
CCCUCCCCCCCUCUUGCUCCUCUGCGCGUAUCUUUCCUCCCAAGCCUGUUUAUCAGCCCAGCACAGCGCAACAAGAAUUGUCAGAACCACGACACCAGUUUUUUCAAGAGUAACCGCUCCUUUCAUUUGUACCAGCUCGAGUCUAAGAGCCCAGGAUCGAUAAAUUUGUUAGGUUGACACGUUCAAGGCGCACGUCACAAGGUCAUUUUCAUUCCUACAGUCGUCGUCGCAACAUGGCGGAGAUCGUGAGAGUUUUCGUGCUUCUCGCUCUCGUCUCAGUAGCGUUCGCCGCGCCAGUGGUCGAUGGCAACGCGGAUUUGAUUGAGGCGAAGAGCGCCCUCAAGAAGUGGGGCGAGUAUGGCACCUACAUGAAGCUCCUCCAAUCAUCUGGAUUCGAGCCCAUCCUCGCGCGAUACAUCCAAACCCAACCCGUAACCCUCCUCGUGCCCAACGACAAGGCCUUCUCCACUCUCCCCAUGCGCGUCAAAUCCCAGCUCACCGGCUCCAAGCUCAUCAAGCUCCUCGAAUUCCAGAUGAUCCUCCAGAAGCUUCCCUCCGGCUUCCUCAAAAUGGCGCAGCCCGGCUCCAAGUUCCGCACCGUGUACGGCGUGACGCUCGUCAAGCAAAAAGCGGCUCUCAAGAACACCGUGAUUCUCGGCGCGCCCGGCGCCACGAUGCCGUCGCAGAUGGCGGUGGUAACCCGCGGCGACAUGGCUGCGGCGAAGCUGAUGCUGCUGUGCCUGCACGGCACCAACAACGUCAUCCUCCCUCCCAACGUCUUCUUCUAAACGCUCUUUCCGCGUCGGCGUAAACCAGCGUGCCAUCCCACCAUUACGGCUCAUGGAUGUCAUCCCGUUCGCGUAGAUCAAGGAAGCUCGCUGCCGUUAGACGUGGUUUCUUUCCAACCCGUCGUCGCUGACCGACAGUGUCAAGCCGCCUCAUACGGUCUCCUCCCUCCCUCCUCGGGACGGGAAGAUCCCAGCCACCAACAUUAGUCACCCUUCCGUCCACCUCCCAUCUCCUCGUUGGGGAAGGGUUACGCCGAGUCGUCGUCCAUCACCCAUCCUCGGCUUUCAUCUCACGCUCUUGCCAGGGUUCUCGGACUCUCUUCGGGGCUGGUCUGUACCAAAUCUGUGCCGUUAUUCCUUCAUUCGUUUGCCAUAAACAGUUUCUAGGGUUUUCUUGGAAACCCCUCUUAUUUAUUUAAUUCAUUGGUAAUAUCUAGCUGCUGAUUUGCUAGAUCUGG